Messenger RNA from Xenopus tropicalis (tropical clawed frog), 1173 nucleotides. RefSeq names its product WBP2 N-terminal like (gene wbp2nl). Gene Ontology annotation, molecular function: transcription coactivator activity. NCBI's taxonomy places the organism in Eukaryota, Metazoa, Chordata, Amphibia, Anura, Pipidae. The record is from RefSeq and is marked provisional.
GUGAGUACGCAGGGAGAAGUUGGAAGGUUUAGUGGGAGAUGUCGCUAAAUAAGAACCACUCUGAGGGGGCUGGGAUCAUCGUCAGCAACGGGGAGAGUGUUCUCAGGCAGUGUAAAGAUGUGGAACUCUCCUUCAGCGAUAUGUCUCAAAAAUCAGAGGCAUUCAAAGGCACCAAAAAAGGAUCUCUAUUUCUCACCCCCUACAGGGUGAUCUUCCUAAGCAAGGGGAAGGACCCCAUGAUGUCUUUUAAUAUGCCAUUCUAUCUGAUGAAAGGAUGCUCUAUAGAACAGCCAGUGUUCUCUGCCAACUACAUCAAGGGAUCCAUCGGUGCUGAGCCUGAAGGUGGCUGGGUGGGUCAGGCCUCUUUCAAACUUACAUUUAAUAGUGGAGGUGCUAUUGAAUUUGGACAAGUCAUGUUCAAAAUGGCAACUUGUGCUUCCAGAGCCCCUCCUGUCCCUCAUGCCGUAUAUGGAUACAUUCCUGCACCAGGCGGGUACCCUCCAGCUCCAGGAAUAUAUUCAGCGCCACCCCAACCAUCAGGACCUUAUCCAUACGGACCCCCUGCUAUGAAUGGAUAUGGACCACCUCCAAAUCCAGUGGGAUACCCCUAUGCUCCACCACCAGGACCUGGUAUGUAUCCACCCCCUCCUGAAAUGAAUCCCAUGUACAUGGCUCCUCCACCACCUUAUCCUGGGCCCCCUUACAAUGGAACCCCAGCACCUUCAGCUCCCUCUGGGUGCAUGGAUGCUGGUAUGCCUGGAGGCAGCAAAGCUGCAGAAGCUGCAUCCAGUGCGUAUUAUAAUCCAGCCGACCCUCACAAUGUCUACAUGCCUAUGGACCGUCCACCUCCAUAUGCUCCGACUGAUGAUAAGAAGAACAACUAAACACAAAUUCCUGAGCCCACUGCAACAUAGCCUUUGUAUCUCUUGGCAGCUGGAUGUCUUGAUUUACAUCCACCUGGUGUAGCCCUAAGAAACCCUGACCAGCUUGAUAACCAUAGCACCCAGAUGUGACUUCCUGGUUCUGGUAACAGGUUGUUAGUAGUAAUACAUUUUAAAAAGUGUGUACAGCUAUUUAUGUAAAACAGCAGAUUAAUUUAUUUCAUCUAUAAACUGUUUUUUACUGGCAGUUUCUCUGAGAAUAAACUACAGAAUCCUUCACAAUUCAAGUCAA